UAGUAAGGUAAAACGUCAGCUUCUCGUGUAAAAUCGAAUUUAUCCCGUCAAGGUCACUAGGUUGUGUUUAUAUAGGCAUUGUCAAAUUAUGACUUAAUGGUUUACGACUCCGAUAAUAUAAUCCGCCAGAAGUUGCAGAUUUACUUUAAGAGAUGCACUGGAAUACUUCCUUAUUCUAUGGUUUCCCUCGACUCCUCAAGGAUUGUGAUUUUAUUUUUCGCAACUGGUGGCUUAGCUCUCCUAGAUGCACUAGACAAUGUGGAUAAAAGCGAAAUAAUAGAGUUUAUUUAUUCACAUCAGAUACUAUCUUCUGACUUACACAAAACUGGUGGUUUCAGAGGUUCGAAUGUUAUCGGCUGUUCAUCAGAUCCUGAAAAGGCUAAGUUGAAUCGUUCGAAGUACGAUGGAAGCCACGUAACAAUGGUAUAUUCAGCUCUUUCAACAUUGUUACUACUUGGUGAUAACUUAUCUCGUGUAGACAGAAAUGGAACUCUGGCUGGAUUAUCGGCUAUGCAGUGUUCAGAUGAACCUGGUCUAUUCAAAGCAGGCGAUAUAUGUGGUGAACGUGAUAUGCGUUUUGUAUUUUCUGCAGUUGCCAGCUGUUAUAUCUUGAAUGGACUAGAUUUUAUCAAUUGUGACGAUGUAGCUGAUUUCAUCGCAAAAUGUCUGACUUACCAAGGUGGAUUCGCUAAUCUCCCGUAUUUAGAAGCACACGCUGGAGCUACUUAUUGUGCAGUAGCUAGUUUAUCUCUUAUUGAUAAAUUAGAAUCAGUUAUUCCCGUGGGCUCAAAAUCACGAGAUUUGUUAAUUAAAUGGCUAUUAAAUUUACAAGAAGAAGGAUUUCAUGGUCGUAUUGGUAAACCAGAUGAUACAUGUUACACAUUUUGGGUCUGUGCUAGUCUUAAAAUUCUCAACUGUCACCAUCUUGUCAAUAAAAAUUCAACUGUUCGUUUUGUAACAAGAUGUUGGAAUGAUGUUGUUGGAGCAUUCACAAAAAUUCCUGAUCAAUUUUGUACUCCAGAUCCACUCCAUACUUAUCUUUCUCUUUCCGGCUUAUCAUGUUUAUGUUCAAGUGAUCAUGGAACUGAACACGACGUCGAAAUAACAGAUUCUGAAUCACAUGUAUAUCGUAACUUACAAGAAUUACUAAGUUCAAGUAAAUUUUCUACUAUUUACCCAGAGUUAAAUAUCCCUGAAAGAUAUCAUCAACGUCUUAAACAGAUUCACCUUCAGUGGAGUAAGAAAUAAGCAUGUCAUUCCUGUAAUGUGAUGAUUUUGUCAAACAAAUCUUUAUUUGUUAUUAAACAACUAUAUGGUCAGAUUGUUUUUAUUGUAUUUUUAUUUCCUAAUAAAUGUUAUUUGGAGUC
This is a messenger RNA of Schistosoma turkestanicum, 1367 nucleotides long. NCBI's taxonomy places the organism in Eukaryota, Metazoa, Platyhelminthes, Trematoda, Strigeidida, Schistosomatidae. The record is from the annotation of a GenBank genome assembly.